AUGCCCGAGCAGAUCCUCGCAGGAAAGACCUGUCUCAUCACCGGCGGAGCUGGUGGACUGGGCAAGGCGAUCGCGACUCAGUUUCUCAGCGCUGGCGCCAACGUCGUGAUUUGCGACAUCAACGAGGAGCGACUGCAACAAGCCUCGGCAGAGUUGUCCUCCAAGGGGGCCAUUCGAGCCAUCAAGACCGAUAUCACCAAGGUCGACGAGGUACAAAGUCUAUUCGACGAGCUGAUCCGCGAGUUUGGCAAGAUUGACGUCUUGGUGAACAACGCCGGGAUCAUGGAUCAUUUCGCUCCGGUUGGAGACCUCGACGUGGAGCAGUGGGAGAGAGUGAUGGCACUGAACCUCACCGCUCCCAUGGUCCUGAGCAAAAUGGCUGUUCGUAACAUGCUGGAGCAGCCGAAGCCCGAUGGCCGGAUUAUCAACAUUGUCUCUGUUGCCGGUCGUGCUGGAUGGGCUGCUGGCGCCGCUUAUACUGCCAGCAAGCAUGGUCUGGUUGGUUUGACCAAGAAUACUGCUGCAUACUAUGGCAACAAGGGCAUUCGCUGCAACGCCAUGAUGAUGGGGGCCAUGAACACCAACAUUGCCGAUGUGUUCAAGACCGGCAUGCACAUGGAGGGCUAUCAGAAGAUGAAUUCCGUCUACGAGUCUAUUAAGGCUCCUGCUUGCGACCUGGAUGAAGUUGCUGGGUUCUGCGUUAACUUGACCUACGGCCCUGGUGCCAGUGUCAUCAAUGGCGCGUGCAUUGCCAUCGACAACGGCUGGACCUGUGUUGUUGGUUAA
Penicillium daleae is the source of this 786-nucleotide messenger RNA. RefSeq lists its product as uncharacterized. The record is from RefSeq and is a predicted model, not a curated record. Gene Ontology annotation, molecular function: oxidoreductase activity. NCBI's taxonomy places the organism in Eukaryota, Fungi, Ascomycota, Eurotiomycetes, Eurotiales, Aspergillaceae. The transcript has 2 exons. The coding region runs from base 1 to 786 and encodes 261 amino acids.